AUGGCCCCACCCAAACGCAAAUCCCCACCGCCUUCGUCCUCGUCCUCUUCGUCCAACAUCAAACGCCAAAAGAUGACCGCCAGUACGCGAGCGACCCCCGCAGCGGUCGAACCUGAAGCCGAGACCGUCGUCGUCGACGAAUCGGAUUCCUUGUCCAGUCUCUCGCCUGUUCAAACACCCGAGGAGGACGAGGACGAGGACGAGGACGAGGACGAAGAGGACGAAGAGGAUGUUCCCUUGCAUAGUUUGGUGCGGAGUAAGACGGCCGUAGUGACCGGGGACACCUCCACUCCCAAGAAAGCUCGACGACCUGAUCCAGACGACGACGACGACGACGACGACGACGAUCCAGACGAUCCAGACGAUCCAGACGAUCCAGACGAUCCAGACGAUCCAGACGAUCCAGACGAUCCGGACGACGACUCUGAUGAAGACGACGAUGACGACGACGGCGAUUCUUCCUUUGUCGAUCUGGACGAACUCACACGCCAGGACAAGCUCGAUCAUCCUCGUACGCCUACGACGACCGUCACCGAAGCUCCGGCGCUCAUCGUCGACCACGCCGUCACCUCGGCCAAGUCCGUCCCCGCUUCCCAAACCCGACCACCGGCGAGUUCCCCCCCCAAGCCAGAAAUGUCCAAUAGCAAUCGAUCGUCGACCGGUGGAAAGGGCAAGAAGGGUGAAGAGGCAUUACAACAGGCCGUCGCGGCGAGGGAGGACGUCGAGAGGAGGAGGGUCGAACUCAAGGGACCGAACGUCGAGAACCCCGUCGUGAAACAGUUGGAAAAGGAGAUUCAGCAGCAGCGGGAAGCGGAUAAAGAGGAAGGAGAGGACGAGCAUGCGCAAACCAAGGUCAAGGAGGAGAAGGCGAACGGGGAAGGGAACAAGAAGAAUGGAGAUGGGCAAGGCGAGGGAGAAGGCGAGGGAGAGGAAGGCGAGGAUGAAGAAGAACCUCCCCCACCCGUGAGUUUGGAACAAGACGAUGAGCACCCUACUCUCCAUAAACUCAAGCGUAUUCCCAACCAUUCAUAGCCCAAACGAGAACGACCCGCCCUGGCCGAGGAACGCGCCAAUGUCAUUCAGUUCAGAGUCGUCACCAAUGAUUGCAAACCCGAUUCGAUGAUCAUCCUUACGGGGCUCAAGAACGUGUUUCAGAAACAGUUGCCCAAGAUGCCGAGGGAAUACAUCGCCCGAUUGGUAUUCGAUCGAGCGCAUUGGAGUUUGGCUAUUGUCAAACGAGGGUUGGAAGUUGUGGGUGGUAUUACCUAUCGACCUUUCGAAGGGCAGAAAUUUGCCGAAAUUGUGUUUUGUGCCAUUACGGGCACGGAACAAGUCAAGGUGAGUUGCCGAAAAAACCCCUCGUAUUUGUUGUCGAGUGGCCCUUGCUGACUUUACUCGGCAUGACAGGGUUACGGUUCGCACAUGAUGAACCAUCUCAAAGACUACGUCAAGUCGUCGACGUCGUGUAUGCACUUUCUCACCUAUGCCGACAACUAUGCCAUCGGCUACUUCAAGAAACAGGUUCGUACGGGUCUCUCUCUUCUUGCAUAGCUCGCACGUGUUUAGCAUAAAGAGAAGCUGCUCGAACAGGGCUUCACAAAAGAGAUCCAUCUCGAUCGAAGCGUGUGGGCUGGUUACAUCAAGGAUUACGAAGGCGGUACUAUCAUGCAUGUACGUCUUGAGAUCUUGCCACGUGUCCUACACCAACCAUGAUUUGACCCUCCCCGUUCAUCGAUCCGACAGUGCGCCAUGAUCCCUCGCAUCAAAUACCUCGACGUGAGGGAGAUGUUGACCCAGCAGAAGGAGGUACGGGCCUCACCUCGUCUCUGUGAUACAACAAUCCACUCACUCGAGCUAUGCUGACACCCCUUCUUCUUCCGAACUUCUUCAGGUGAUCCUCUCCAAAAUUCGCAUCAAAUCCCAAUCCCACAUAGUACAUCCAGGUCUACCCUACUGGAAGACCCUCCCCCCCGGAACCUCCAUCGAACCCUCCCAAGUCCCCGGCUUGAAAGAAUCCGGCUGGACGCCCGAAAUGGAAGAAUUGACGAGGAGACCUAAAAGGGGUCCCCAAUUCGCGGUGAUGAAGAAGUUGUUGACGUUGUUGAUUGAUCAUCCGAGUAGUUGGGCGUUCGCGAGUCCGGUGAAUGCUGCUGAGGUACGUUUGAAGGGAGGGGUGGCGUAAUGAUCGUUUAUUUCGUUGCGGAGGGCUGAUGGACGGGUUGUUGGGAUCUGCUACAGGUCACAGAUUAUUAUGACGUCAUUAAAGAACCCAUGGGUACGUUUUCACCCACCCUCAAGUCCCAUUACCUUCUCAUCCCCUAACCCCCUCUCCCGUCCCCUUAGAUCUCGCAACGAUGGAAAACAAACUCGAAGCCAACUCGUACACGGUCCUGGCCGACUUCCUCUACGACGCCAAGUUGAUCUUUGACAAUUGUCGGCAGUACAAUGACAAUGGAUCGAAUUGUGAGUUCCGAGAGGAGGAGGCGAAUAUGCGAACGAUUACUGAAUAGUCUGAAUGCUCUGCCUUGGAACUAGACGUCAAGAACGCGAACAAACUCGAAGCGUACCUCAAGGAGCAAGUCAAGGUGUAUCAAGAACCCUAG
Molecule: messenger RNA, 2603 nt
Organism: Microbotryum saponariae
Lineage: Eukaryota; Fungi; Basidiomycota; Microbotryomycetes; Microbotryales; Microbotryaceae
Source: the annotation of a GenBank genome assembly